Sorex araneus (European shrew) is the source of this 4348-nucleotide messenger RNA. RefSeq names its product transportin 3 (gene TNPO3). The record is from RefSeq and is a predicted model, not a curated record. Bases 764 to 3337 code for a protein of 857 amino acids. Lineage: Eukaryota; Metazoa; Chordata; Mammalia; Eulipotyphla; Soricidae. The transcript has 24 exons. Gene Ontology annotation, cellular component: nuclear membrane; cytoplasm. Gene Ontology annotation, biological process: protein import into nucleus.
ACGUGCUGGAGGGAGCGUGGUUAGUGUGGUGCCGGGCCCGGGCAGCGGACACCCAAGUCCGUGACGGUGGUGACGGCGGUGACGGCGGUGGUGGUGGGGUGUUGGGGAAAGCGAGGCGCCCCCGUCUGGACUCAGAAGCGUGGACUGUCUUGAGGAAGAGCCUCGGCUAAGAGAAGAAAAAGAAAGAAAGAAAGAAAAAGGCCCAGGAACCGGAAUACGAUCAAACCUCUUGUUUCCGAGGGGGGCGACUUCCAGGGAGAACCCCCCUCUGCCCCGGUAACGGCCAAAGAGGAGAUGGCGCCAGUCUGGGAGCGGCCGUGGCCGACACAGUGAGGAGGCGCGAAGGCUGGGCCAGCCCCCGGAGAGACGGCUCGGGACGAGGGCCGGCGCGGUGGCCGCCGCCAGCAUGGAAGGGGCCAAGCCCACCCUGCAGCUCGUGUACCAGGCGGUGCAGGCGCUCUACCACGACCCGGACCCCAGCGGCAAGGAGCGCGCCUCGUUUUGGCUGGGGGAGCUGCAGCGUUCGCCUCUUUGAAAUGUGCUGCUAGUGGGAGCUGCAGCUUCCUCCUGCUGACUGAGCCCCAGGCUUCGGUUGAGAUGGUCCUUUCAGGAAUGUGGAGCUUAGUCCAAGCCUGGAUUUCAGUGGGUAGCACCUGGCAUCUGUGGCUAGAAAGUCCUAUGAAGUGUUCAUGCAUGGGAGAUUUCAGACCAGUUGUUACAGAUACGUCAGGAUGUGGAAUCAUGCUAUUUUGCUGCCCAGACCAUGAAAAUGAAGAUUCAGACCUCAUUUUAUGAGCUCCCCACAGACUCUCACGCCUCUUUACGGGACUCAUUAUUAACUCAUAUCCAGAACUUGAAAGACUUGUCACCUGUCAUUGUAACACAGCUGGCUUUAGCAAUAGCAGACCUUGCCCUACAGAUGCCUUCCUGGAAGGGAUGUGUACAAACUUUGGUGGAAAAAUAUAGCAAUGAUGUAACUUCUCUGCCUUUUCUGCUGGAGAUCCUUACAGUGUUACCUGAAGAAGUACAUAGUCGUUCCUUACGUAUUGGAGCUAAUCGGCGUAUGGAAAUUAUAGAAGAUUUGGCCUUCUACUCUAGUACAGUAGUUUCUCUAUUGAUGACCUGUGUAGAAAAAGCAGGAACGGAUGAGAAAAUGCUUAUGAAGGUCUUCCGCUGUUUGGGAAGUUGGUUUAACUUAGGAGUUUUAGACAGUAACUUUAUGGCUAAUAAUAAGUUACUAGCACUCCUUUUUGAGGUUUUGCAACAGGAUAAAACCUCAUCCAACCUUCACGAAGCUGCUUCAGAUUGUGUAUGCUCAGCUCUCUAUGCGAUUGAGAACGUGGAAACGAAUUUGCCUUUGGCCAUGCAACUUUUCCAAGGAGUUCUGACAUUGGAAACCGCCUAUCACAUGGCUGUGGCACGUGAAGAUUUAGACAAAGUUUUGAAUUACUGUCGUAUUUUCACUGAACUAUGUGAAACUUUUCUUGAGAAAAUUGUUUGUACUCCAGGCCAAGGUCUCGGGGACCUGCGAACUCUAGAACUGCUUCUUAUCUGUGCAGGACAUCCGCAAUAUGAGGUUGUAGAAAUUUCCUUUAAUUUUUGGUAUCGACUAGGAGAGCAUUUAUAUAAAACUAAUGAUGAAGUUAUUCACGGUAUCUUCAAAGCUUACAUUCAGAGGCUGCUUCAUGCCUUGGCUCGACACUGCCAGCUGGAACCAGACCAUGAGGGGGUUCCUGAAGAGACUGACGACUUUGGGGAGUUUCGGAUGAGGGUAUCAGACCUGGUGAAAGACUUGAUUUUCUUGAUUGGGUCUAUGGAGUGUUUUGCUCAGUUAUAUUCUACUCUGAAAGAAGGCAACCCGCCCUGGGAGGUGACAGAAGCGGUUCUCUUUAUCAUGGCUGCUAUAGCAAAGAGUGUUGAUCCGGAGAACAACCCGACUCUUGUGGAGGUCCUGGAAGGCGUGGUCCGGCUGCCCGAGAGCGUGCACACCGCCGUGCGCUACACCAGCAUCGAGUUGGUCGGAGAGAUGAGUGAAGUGGUCGAUCGAAACCCUCAGUUCCUCGACCCUGUGUUGGGCUAUCUGAUGAAAGGCCUGUGUGAAAAGCCCCUGGCUUCUGUUGCAGCCAAAGCCAUUCAUAACAUAUGCUCUGUUUGCCGAGAUCACAUGGCUCAGCACUUUAAUGGACUCUUGGAGAUUGCCCGUUCCCUUGACUCCUUCAUGUUGUCUCCAGAAGCUGCUGUGGGCUUGUUGAAAGGAACAUCACUUGUCCUCGCCAGAUUACCUUUGGAUAAGAUUACUGAAUGCCUUAGUGAACUAUGUUCUGUACAGGUUAUGGCAUUGAAAAAGCUGUUGUCUCAGGAGCCCAGCAACGGCUUGUCAUCAGACCCCACUGUGUUCUUAGAUCGCCUCGCAGUGAUAUUUAGACAUACCAAUCCCAUUGUAGAAAACGGACAGACUCAUCCAUGCCAGAAAGUCAUACAGGAAAUCUGGCCGGUGUUGUCUGAAACUCUGAAUAAGCACCGGGCUGAUAACCGGAUCGUGGAGCGUUGCUGCAGGUGCCUCCGCUUUGCCGUCCGCUGUGUCGGCAAAGGCUCUGCUGCCCUCUUGCAGCCUCUCGUUACACAGAUGGUGAAUGUGUACCAUGUACAUCAGCAUUCCUGUUUCCUGUACCUGGGGAGCAUCCUAGUGGACGAGUACGGCAUGGAGGAGGGCUGUCGGCAGGGGCUGCUGGACAUGCUCCAGGCCCUGUGCAUCCCCACCUUUCAGCUCCUGGAACAGCAGAACGGGCUGCAGAAUCACCCCGACACGGUGGACGACCUGUUCAGGCUAGCCACCAGGUUUAUUCAGCGUAGCCCUGUCACCUUGCUGAGGAGCCAAGUGGUCAUUCCUAUUUUACAGUGGGCCAUCGCCUCUACCACCCUGGACCACCGGGAUGCCAAUUGUAGUGUCAUGAGAUUCCUACGAGACCUCAUCCACACAGGAGUAGCCAAUGAUCAUGAAGAUGACUUUGAAUUACGGAAAGAACUGAUUGGACAAGUGAUGAACCAGCUUGGCCAGCAGCUCGUAAGCCAGCUGCUCCACACGUGCUGCUUCUGCCUCCCCCCCUACACACUACCAGACGUGGCCGAAGUGCUCUGGGAGAUCAUGCAGGUUGACAGACCGACAUUUUGUCGGUGGUUAGAGAAUUCCUUGAAAGGUUUGCCAAAGGAGACGACCGUGGGAGCUGUGACAGUGACACACAAACAGCUUACAGACUUCCACAAGCAAGUCACUAGUGCUGAGGAAUGUAAACAAGUUUGCUGGGCCUUGCGAGACUUUACCAGGCUGUUUCGAUAGCUACACUCCUGCACUGUGCCUGUCACCCGGGAAUGUCUUUUUUAAUUAGAAGACAAGAAGACGACAAAAACCAGACUGUGUCCCACAAUCAGAAACCUCCGUGUGGCAGAGGGCCUUCUGCCACCAGGGCAUCCCGACAGAAAGGGAGAGACUCCAGCCUUCCAGGGCCACCCCAAGGAGUUCCUAUUUGGGGGCGUGAGGGAAAAUCAGCGCUGUCUCAGAAAAGACGCCUGCAGCCUCACAGUGCGGGGAGGGGGGAGCUGGUUUCCUGGUGAACUUGUUUCUAAACGGAAAAAUAAUUUUAAGGAAAUAAAAAAAAAGAGAAAAAAAAAGGAAAAUUAAACUGAAAACGGAACUGAAACAUUCUCCUGGUAACAAAUGACAUGCACCAUGGGGUUCCACAUGCCUGCCACACAUACCAACGGCGUGCGCACACAGGAACAUUUCUGAGGGGGAUACGGAAACACGCGUGAUGGACCCCGAAACCGUGGGGAGACCAGGGCCGAGAGCUGCUGGGUCUCGUCCUUUCCCUCCCACCCGCCCUAGUCCCCGCUCCCCUGGGCCCCUGCGAAGGACCGCAGAGAACCUGCCCCUUCUCUGGCCGUGCUCAGACCAGGACAGGAGGGCGAGCAGUCCUGACCCUGCUGGCCUCUCGCCAGCUCCCAACCCAACAGGUUGUCACCAGCCCUAGAAAGACGAGCCAGGCCAAAAGAUCGGGGGUGGGUAGGAUAUAAAUGUGUUUCUGUUUUAGGGUUUUUAGAAGAUUUUUAAUUUUUCGCCCACAGACAGAAGAGGAUGACAGUUGGGGGUGGGUGGGUAUUUACAAUACUUUUUUUUUUUUUUUUUUUUUUUACUAAAAAUGUGGAAAUCAUUUGAUUUCUCGGGGCGAAAGGCAAGCCCACAGCAGAUCUUAGUGUUCGGAAGGAGGUGAGGCCUGCAAGGGCAUUAGUGUGACAGCUGGUGUCGCCCUCCCAAGAACAAAUCCACAGCAGCAGCAAAAAAGAAUAAUAA